UGUUCCUAAAGCGAAAUUAUGGGACCUAAAAUUGAAUCAAUUAAACAUAGUGAAUCCUUAUGCGAUACAGAAUGCAGUCUCAGUAAUUACGUCUCUAUACCCCAAUGCUAUACAGACCGCAGUGUCUUCAUUACAGGAGCAACAGGAUUCGUAGGCAAAGUCCUUGUGGAGAAACUGUUGAGAUCGUGUCCGGGAAUAAAGAAUAUUUACGUGCUCAUCCGACCGAAGCGCGGACAGGAAGUUAAGGCUCGACUCAACGAUCUUCUAGGAGCUCCUCUGUUCGAUACUUUGCGCCGAGAACGUCCCAAUGAUCUCAACAAAGUUAUUCCAAUUUGUGGAGAUAUUACGUCCGAAAAGUUAGGAAUAUCUGAGAAUGAUCAAGCUCUUCUGUGUCGAACAGUAUCGAUUGUCUUUCAUUCUGCCGCAACUGUGAAGUUCGAUGAGAAACUCAAGCUCUCAGUGGCCAUCAAUAUGCUGGGAACGAAGAGAUUGGUGGAACUGUGUCACAGGAUGAUGUCUCUCGAUGCACUGGUUCACGUAUCGACGGCUUAUUGCAACUGCGAUCGAGCCGAAGUGUCGGAAGUCAUCUACGCACCACCGUACAAUCCCAACGAUAUCAUCUCUCUGGUGGAUUGGCUGCCCGAGGACAUGCUGGAUGACCUGACGCCGCAGCUCAUUGGCAAGAGGCCCAACACUUACACCUUCACCAAAGCUCUGGCCGAGCACAUGCUCCUCAAUGAAGCCGGAAACUUGCCAGUGGCUAUCGUGAGGCCUUCCAUUGUUCUAUCCAGUUUAAAUGAACCUCUUCCUGGAUGGCAGGAAAAUAUGAAUGGACCAACUGCUUCGAUACUUUUACAUGGAAUGGGAAUAGUACAAGUUUUUCAGAUGGAUAAAAGUAAAUUAGCAGAUCUUGUACCAGUGGAUUUUGUUGUAAAUCUUGUAAUAGCGAGUGCAUGGAAUUUAUCAGUUAAGAGAAAGACACCAGGAAGUCCCAUAGUAUACAAUUGCUCAAGUGGCUUACAAAAUAGCAUAACAUGGGGUCGUUUUUGCUCCCUUAAUUCACAUUUUAUGAAGAAAUAUCCUUUAGAAAAUGUUAUUUUGUAUCCUAUGUGUUUAAACGCAAAGCCGCGUGGACUUUACCACAGUAUUCUAACAUUUUAUCUACAAACAAUACCUGCGUACAUUGUGGAUUUAUUCUUUUGGCUAACAAAAAGAAAGCAAAAAAUGGUAUCGAUCUUACAGAAAUACAAUAAAGGUUAUACAAAAAUGGAAUACUUUUCUAUGCGACAAUGGUCAUUUUCUGAUGGGAAUGUGCGAGAACUUUUCAGUACUUUAAGCUCUGAAGAUAGAGAGCUUUUUAAUUUCGAUAUGAAGAGCUUCUCAUGGGAAUCCUAUUUGGAACGAUAUGUUUUGGGCAUCCGAAAGUAUUUGCUGAAGCAAAACUUCAAUAAUAUUGAUGAAAGUCGAAGAAAGCUUCAAAAAUUAUAUUGGAUCAAUAUUGCUUUAAUCUUUUUGGUUGUUGCUGGACUUGUCUACAUCUUUUAUCAGUAUAUAUUUCUUCCUCUGGCAAUAUGAUAUACAAAGAGGCUAUGGAUCAUGAAUUGAAAUGUAUAAAUUCAUUCAUAAUAAAGGUGAGUUUCUAGGGAAUUUAUUAAAUAAAG
Messenger RNA from Phlebotomus papatasi, 1661 nucleotides. Its product is annotated as putative fatty acyl-CoA reductase CG5065. Gene Ontology annotation, biological process: long-chain fatty-acyl-CoA metabolic process. NCBI's taxonomy places the organism in Eukaryota, Metazoa, Arthropoda, Insecta, Diptera, Psychodidae. Bases 19 to 1575 code for a protein of 518 amino acids. Gene Ontology annotation, cellular component: peroxisome. The transcript has 9 exons. Gene Ontology annotation, molecular function: alcohol-forming very long-chain fatty acyl-CoA reductase (NADP+) activity. The record is from RefSeq and is a predicted model, not a curated record.